This is a messenger RNA of Coregonus clupeaformis (lake whitefish), 540 nucleotides long. Its product is annotated as ladderlectin-like. Lineage: Eukaryota; Metazoa; Chordata; Actinopteri; Salmoniformes; Salmonidae. The record is from RefSeq and is a predicted model, not a curated record. Gene Ontology annotation, molecular function: signaling receptor activity. The transcript has 7 exons. The annotation marks the transcript as partial.
AUGGGCACCGUACUGCCCCAGACUGGAAGUGGAGGAAACAUGAGACUCCCCAUGGCCAUGUUGACCGUUCUUCUGCUUCUCAGUGCUGCCUUUGCUCUGGGAGACGCAAAAUCAGGAAACCGCUUGUGUCCCCGCGGUUGGACUGACUAUGGAUCACGCUGCUUCAUGUUUGUCAAGACUGCAAGGACCUGGCCUGAAGCAGAGCGGCAUUGUAUGUCCCUUGGAGCAAACCUGGCGUCUGUGCAUAGCUCUGAGGAGGCGCAAUUUCUACAGGAUGUAGUGUCUUCCAAGACUGGCAGUUUCACUGCUACCUGGCUUGGAGGAAUUGAUACUAUUCUGGGACUGGUGGGAAAGGACAGGCUAUGGUUCUGGAGUGAUGGCGCUAACUUUGAUUACCAGAACUGGAAACAAGGAGAGCCCAAUAACAAUGGUGGCAGAGAGCCAUGUAUUGUGAUGAACUUUGGAGGUGAACAUGGCUGGAACGAUCUAGAAUGUGGAAAUGUAUUGCCCUAUGUGUGCUCCCGGAGAAUUUGCCAACUU